AUGAGGAGGAUUGUCUUUGCUGGUGGUAUUAUCUUAUCCUGCCUCUUAGGUGGUAAGUUUCAAAAAUCACUAUUUAUUGAUCUCUCUUCCUUUUCUUCUCCCUCAUAUCUAGGACUUUCUCCUUAUUUUUCUACCCCUGUGCUUGGAGAUAUUGGAGGUAUGAUUUGCAGAGCAUGCAAUCUCUCAAUCCCCUUCCAUGGAUGUCUUUUAGACUUGGGAACCUGCAAGACAAAACCUGGUCAGUACUGUAUAAAAGAGGUCCACAUUAAAGGGGAAAGAUAUGCAGACCCCGGGGGCCAUGAGAUGUUGGCUCUUCUCUUCCUGAAUGUGGACAGAGAGUCAUCUAGUCAGAUGGACAUCAGAAUUAGUAUGAUGUAUAAGAAAGAGCCUGGAAGCUUAUUCAACAAAAUAUUAACAAUAGUUCUUGAUGGGUCGAAGGCCUGGAAUGACUAUGAUGUUUUUGGAAGAGCAGUUUCCUAA
Molecule: messenger RNA, 480 nt
Organism: Sapajus apella (tufted capuchin)
Lineage: Eukaryota; Metazoa; Chordata; Mammalia; Primates; Cebidae
Gene: CUNH9orf57
Product: chromosome unknown C9orf57 homolog
Exons: 3
Coding region: 1-480 (159 amino acids)
Source: RefSeq, a predicted model, not a curated record